Messenger RNA from Priapulus caudatus, 748 nucleotides. RefSeq names its product serine/threonine-protein kinase mos-like. NCBI's taxonomy places the organism in Eukaryota, Metazoa, Priapulida, Priapulimorpha, Priapulimorphida, Priapulidae. The record is from RefSeq and is a predicted model, not a curated record. Gene Ontology annotation, molecular function: protein kinase activity; ATP binding. Gene Ontology annotation, cellular component: cytoplasm. Gene Ontology annotation, biological process: positive regulation of MAPK cascade; signal transduction; negative regulation of metaphase/anaphase transition of meiotic cell cycle.
AUGCACAACGAUACGAAGAGCGACGCAGCAGAGAUAAGCUACCAGGCUGAAAGAAACGCAUUGGGCUUGCAACAACCUCGUGUCAUCUCGCUGCUUUUCGUCUACACACAAGACGAUCGUUUCCGAUGCAUGGUCAUGGAAUACGGAGGAGAACGUAGUCUGCAGCAGAUCAUCAAUGCCCACGUGACCAUUAGCUGCGAGCGAAGGCUCGUUUUCGCUAGGCAAGUUGCAUCGGCGCUCGAGUACAUACACGGCGAGCACAUUGCACAUCUCAACAUCAAACCGGCUAACACUGUCGUGUCGUCAGACGACACGUGCAAGCUGACCGAUUUCGGUUGUAGCCAAAAGUUGGGCGAAAAUCUCACCGCUACGCAGAACAAGACGCUGCAGGGUACCACAAUCUACAGAGCACCUGAGCUGCUGAUAACGCCGAAGGCCGACGUGUAUUCAUGCGGUAUGACGCUAUGGCAAAUGAAGAGCGGUCAGCAGCCAUACACGGGAGAGGAUCCGCACUCGGUAAUCUACAGGGUAGUACGAUUUCACAACAGACCGAUGCAAUGCAGUGAUUUCGCCGCCGAUUCUUCGGAGAUCUUUUACGAUGCACUCGUUGCCAGCUGUUGGAACAAAGAUCCGCACAGCCGCCUCUCAGCGAAGUGCCUCGUGCACAGUUUAUCAGACACGACGGACGUACACCAGUAGUCGCCCGAUGCGACAACGUCAUUCUGAACGCACUAUAGCGACGCCGACU